Daldinia caldariorum is the source of this 3279-nucleotide messenger RNA. RefSeq lists its product as uncharacterized. The transcript has a single exon. NCBI's taxonomy places the organism in Eukaryota, Fungi, Ascomycota, Sordariomycetes, Xylariales, Hypoxylaceae. The record is from RefSeq and is a predicted model, not a curated record. Bases 701 to 3070 code for a protein of 789 amino acids.
CCCCUAAACUGCGGGGAGCCAUGGGUGGUAUCGGCAUUAGUUAUGCGAACGUACCCUACGUAAGAGAAUGAAUAAAUAACCUCACAAGAGGAAAAGACAGGAGAGCGGAUCUGGGCGUGUCAGACACGAGGACGUGCCCAGACAAGAGACCAGACGUAUGUUUUGGGACGUCAUCCUUUUAUUUGUGGACAGCGAAAUUGUUGAUCCAGUCAAAUUCGACGGAAGCAUUCCAGACGAUUUCUUUUCUACGCACCUCCUUAAUGACCUUUUCUUUUUUUUUUUUCUUCCUUCUCCUCUCAUAUUUCCCACAAUUGUUCGGUUAUACCACUUUCAUAAGAAACAGUCACAUGCUAUAGAGGUGCAUGCAAGUAUCGAGUAUCGAGUAUUGUUGCACAAGCGCACUCAAUUAGUGUCGGGUCUAAACGGUAUUGUACCGCCAAAUAGAAGGGAGUCCAAACGGCCUACCUACAGUCCAUUGAAAGGUAGGGCUUAUUAUUGCAGUAUCGCAGUACAAGAUACAACCUGUUUAGUGGGGACCUGAACCGCGCAGUUCAGGCCAUCAUAUGCAAUUGCGACCUUCAGGGAGAAGGAAGGAGUGAGAGGGAAAAAACAUGGGUUCGACCUACCUAAAUUGCCUUUUGACUUAGGUAAUUUACAUAGGUAGGUACCUUUACAUAGGUACCUCACUUCACUUUUAACGAUGCACAACACGACUUUCAUUCCUCAUACAUCUUCAACUCAACCACCGUCUCCGUCUACCAACACGCGCGCCUCGGAUUCGAGUUACCACUCCGUGACAAAGACGGGGCUGAAACGAUUGCCAUCCUCGGAAUCUUUGGUAUCAAUUGGACGUAAGCCCCCUAGAACGGCUGGGAGCACAGGCACCGGUACACGGACAGGUACGAGAACAAUAAUAUCCACCUCCACCGCCGCCACUACCAUUGCCAAGACCUCCAUAACUGCAGCAACCGCCUCGUCGUCCGCGUCCUCGUCCUCGUCCUCGUCUUCUAGAGCCCCCCUAAGGAGACGGAACCAAAAUGCAGCGCCUGUUACAAUUCCCCUGUUAAAGGAGCCAGGAACAGGAAGCAUGCCCUUCGACACAUCCUCCCCUCCGCUUGCCAGCCCGAAUCCAAACUCCAGCCGACCGCAAAUGCCUUCGCUCAGUGCCUCCGCCGCAAGGACCGUAAAUAGGAACCCCUUAACCCCUAAGAUCGCAUCAAAGACAGGAGCCCAGUCUCCCGGUCUGUCUGCCGCGACAACCUCAACCGGUCGGCGUCAGCAUCCACCCAGUGCAAUCAUCACCAGCCGAGAAACACCAUCCAACCGUUCGAGUUAUUUCGACGAUUCGUCGUCCAUUUCGUCUCACCUUACCGCCAACGUCACUCCUCGCUCUGGCUCGAGGCAAACCCGUGUCGAUAGCGCUAACAACACACCUAAUGGAACACCCAAUCCAGACAAGUCAGAUGCCUGGGAUCACAGGUCCAGCUUCGGUUUACCGAGCCCGAGGACGGAGGGGGAUGCCAUGAGGAGGUCAGGGACCUCUUUUGGCUCAGUAUCUCCAGACACGGCAAGUUAUAAGAGGCAAGAAGGCGCCUAUAAUAUAGAGUCCAAGUUUUUCCACGCAAGCGAUGCGAAACCACCACGCCCAGUGUCUUCCUCUAAACCGGUCCAGGCAAAAGGUCCGACUAUUUUCUAUGCCAACGGAAAUACGAUAGAGAACAAGCCCUCUCACCCGACACCAUUCGCACCAGUCCUCGGCCAUUCUCAGGAUGGUCUUUCCAGCAAAUUUAUGUACGCCAAUGGGACUCCGGAGAUGCGGUCCAGUCCCACACCUCCCGUAUCUCGUAGCUCAGGUUCAACAGUCUCAACAGCCCCCAGACCACCCUCCAGCCGCCCGGCAACAAUCCCUCCGGUUAGUAGUCACAUACAGGCGCAGAGACCUGCUUCCCCGGCGAAAUUCUCGUCGCAAGGCUCGCAAGUUUCGUCUAAGACCACCAACGUUCCGUCGUCAGGGCGUCCACAGGCAUUAUCUACUCCUCAGCUAGCGCCAUCUCCUGGCCUCCGCCGGUCUAGCACUGGCCUAUCAAGAACCAGCGGCCAUUCUCGUGCAGGUAGCUUAGUCAAGUUAGACCAUAGCUCUACUGCUCCGAAACCAACGAGCUCUCGCGCAUCGCCCGAAACUUCUCCGCCGAUGACCGUACCCCCUACCCCAGCCCCUUUGACACUCGCUUCCAUAAUUCAAGCAGCUGAGGACUUUGCUGAGAACGAAGAAUGUGCCUCCCCAGACGAAGCUCCGUCAGGCCUACAAAGUCCCACCAAUCCAGCCAAUCCCACGGAACCGGUGAACGAAUCCGUUGCAAACGCGAGACGGGAGCGCAAAGUUCAAGACUUGCAAAUCACAAAUGCGUCUUUGGAAGCCAUUAACCGGACUCUUGAGCGCCGGUUGCGAAAACAGACUUCAGAGUUAAGAAGAUAUCAACGCUUAUCCCGCUCCGGUAGACUCUCAACUGCGUCCACCGUAGUAGAAAGCCAAAUAUCAUUAGAAGGGGCCUCGGAACAAGGAUUAGGGGUAAUAGAUCUUUCAGAUCUUGAUGAGAAUUCUGAGACUGAAGAGCUGGAGAAGGAGAUGGAGAUGGAAGAGGAAUUGUCUGACAGCGAUUCGGUGAACGAAUCUCUUAGCCCAAGUGUUGUAGCAGAACAAGACGCAAAACACCGAAAGCGAGAUGAGGAGCGGUUACACCUCGACUUAUCAAAACAUCAACAGUUGCUCGUCGAUUCGCAGAAGAUCAACCAGAGCAUUAGAAGGUGUCUUGACUGGACAGAGGUGCUCAUCAAUGAAGGGAAGAAAGCCCUAGAGUAUCGUGCUCCUAUCGUCGGUGUGGAGUUGGGUGGACGAGUAUUGGCUCCAGACGAAGAAGAGGAUCGUCCUUCGACUGCGAACAGUAUAUCUGAUAAUACGAUCGAGUUCGAUGAAAAGUUUCUCGACGACCCUAUCAGUUUGGCCAGCUGGGGGGGUUCAGAGCGACAGGAUAGGGAUAGUGGAAUAGAACUCCAAGUCGACGGAGGAUAGAAGUUGGAAAUUAUUGUCCAUCCAGCUAUAACAACACAUCAGUACUGGUACGAGAUUCCUUCUAUUUUGGAUACGAUUCAUCACAACAUAUAGCCCAACCAACUGCGUCGCCUCUGGGGUACUUUUUCUUAUGUACCGGGCGACUUGAUAUUCGAUAGUCUUUCAGUUGUUUUCUUUCUUGUUUCUCUUUUUUUUUAUUCUCUGCUGUA